AUGAGCGCAACACCGGCACCUGCACCUGACACGAGCGUUUUCGGCGGCGGGCCCGCGUCCAGUCUGGGCGCCUUUGCCCAGCUCGCGAGCCGCGCCGACGUGGCUGGUCUCGUGGCCGUCGUCACGGGUGGCUCUGCUGGACUGGGCCUGUAUGCCGCGCAGGCAUUGGCACUCAGCGGCGCACAAGUGUACAUCCUUGGCCGGCGAGCCGAGGUGCUCGAGGCGGCAGUAGCUAGCAUUCCAGUUGACUCGCCGGGCAAGCUGGUGGCUGUUCAAGGCAUCGCCGGACGCUUCAUGGACAACUACGGCAAAGGCGGCUUCGACACGACCAACUUUGAGCAGAUGCAGUCGGAGCUCGACUCGUUCACCGAGGAAGAGUUCAGCGAGAUUCUCGCUCACGCGGGCACCACAGUCAACACGCUCGGCCCCUACCUCUGCUCAACGGCCUUCCUACCGCUGCUCAAGCAGGGCACGGCGUGGCAUGCCACGCAAGCGGCGGGCGCAUGGCCGCGCUACACGAGCCAGGUCAUGCUCGUCAGUUCCAAUGCGGCGGUGAUCAAGCUCCCCAUCAUCAAUGCUCUCUACAACAUGUCCAAAGCAGCGACGUCGCACUUUGGCGCCAUGCUCUCGACGAUGCUGGCCGAGAGCGGCAUCCGCUGCAACACGCUCGAGCCCGGCCUCUACCCUUCCGACAUGACGGCCGCCCAGGGCGCACGGCACGCGGCGACGGGACAUCGAGAGCUCGAGGGCACUAACGGUGCUGCGAUUCCUGCGGGCCGCGCGGGUUGGCCACACGAACACGCAGCCUCGGUGCUCUACCUCGCCUCGCGCGCCUCGAUCUUUGCCAACGGCACGCGCCUGCGCGUGGAUGGCGGCGCCGUGCAGAAGGUGCCGGCGACGGACUGA
Tilletiopsis washingtonensis is the source of this 906-nucleotide messenger RNA. Its product is annotated as NAD(P)-binding protein. Lineage: Eukaryota; Fungi; Basidiomycota; Exobasidiomycetes; Entylomatales. Gene Ontology annotation, molecular function: oxidoreductase activity. The transcript is spliced from 12 exons. The coding region runs from base 1 to 906 and encodes 301 amino acids. The record is from RefSeq and is a predicted model, not a curated record.